GAAAUCAUCUGGAUGUAACCCGCUGAACAUCAAUGCAUAAGUUAUUUGCAAUUAAAGUAGUAAUUCUGUAUAAAAUGAUAUAUUACGUUUACAUAUCAAUUAUUAUUGCAGGUUAUGUUAUUAAGCCCAUAUCAGAGUAUAUUAUACACAUGGGAUGAUCCCUCAAAGGAACGUUCCAUAUUGUGGAAUGUUUAUAAUAAAAAAUCAAAAGGAUAUUUGGCUGAGUUUUGGAAGGAUGGAUAUGGACAGGAAAGAGUAAGUUUUCACACAGUGAAACAGACUAAUGUGGCAUCUGCAACUCCUACUGUAACUGCUAAGCUCUCAGCAAGUUUUAAAAGGCUUUCCCCAAAGUCUCCGGUUUUGGAGAGCAGUAACAGUGGUAGUAGUGGCAGUGGAAAUGGUAGUGGUGGUGGAAGCAGUAGUAGUGAUGAUACUGAAUCUGAUGAACAACGACCGCAUACUUUGAAGAAAACAAGAAAAGACAAAGUGACUGUGUAUUGGGUUAGUUAUUUGGAAGGAUGGCAGCGUGUGUUGUUGUUUACUCAGGAUGAACGAGUAGCUUAUGAAGCACGUAGUAAAAUAGAUGCUGAAAGAAGCAAUAUGGAAUUAUUUGUAUCUCUGAGUGGAAUUGAUAUUUCUUUGGGAAUUGAAACUAGCAUGGGUCCUAAGGAACUUGUGCAAGCCAGCAUCUCUGAUUCUCCUGCAAUGUGGGAAGUGCUUGUAGGACAUAGAUGGAAAUUACUUACCUUAGAAUUAGCAUCAUGGAUUGAAGAAAAAUGGAUCCAGGAACAGAAAAGAGCUCAAAUGAAGGAUUAUGUUUAUGUGGAUUUUGAGAAAAUGCUCAUUACCAAACCAUUUUAUGGCGAACUUAGAAGGUGUUACUAUCCUGGAAUUUGGUUGCAGUAUCGCCAUUCUGACCAUAGGACGUACACUCAUUUCAAAAUUCAUAGAAUUCAGGUUGACAAUCAGGCUCACGAUGCUGUGUUUCCUACAGUAUUAUAUCCCAUUCCAGUUCCUCCACAUAUAAUUCGUCGUUCAGGAGUAAAACCCUGUAUUGAGGUGGCAAUUAUGAAAAGACAUCAUCCUUCAUACAAUCAAGAUGUUUACAAGUUU
Gryllus bimaculatus (two-spotted cricket) is the source of this 1113-nucleotide messenger RNA. NCBI's taxonomy places the organism in Eukaryota, Metazoa, Arthropoda, Insecta, Orthoptera, Gryllidae. The record is from the annotation of a GenBank genome assembly.